Messenger RNA from Paramecium tetraurelia, 1470 nucleotides. RefSeq lists its product as uncharacterized. Gene Ontology annotation, cellular component: cytoplasm; nucleus. Gene Ontology annotation, biological process: protein autophosphorylation; peptidyl-serine phosphorylation; intracellular signal transduction. NCBI's taxonomy places the organism in Eukaryota, Ciliophora, Oligohymenophorea, Peniculida, Parameciidae. The record is from RefSeq and is a predicted model, not a curated record. Gene Ontology annotation, molecular function: calcium/calmodulin-dependent protein kinase activity; calmodulin binding; calcium ion binding. The transcript is spliced from 6 exons.
AUGGACCCAUAACUGGAUUAAUACAUGAAAAUUAAGAAGGCUCAUUUCAUAAAUUCAAGCAUAAAAAGUAGUGAUAAUAAUUGUACUUUAAUAGCAAAUAUAAAGAAGGACUAUAAAUUCAUAAAGGAAAUAGGAGCAGGUGGUUUUGGGGUAGUGUUUGAGACUGAAUAGAAAUCAACAGGUAUUAAAAGAGCAAUUAAAGCAAUUGCAAAAGAUCGUGUAGUAGAUAAGGAAAGCUUCAAGAAUGAGUUAUCGAUCCUUAGAAAGAUUGAUCAUCCAAAUAUUCUGAAAAUGUAUGAGGUAUACGAAACCGAGAAGACUGUGUAUUUGGUAACAGAGAUGUGCGAGGGUGGGGAACUAUUUUACUACAUCACCAAGACUUAGCAUUUGACUGAGAUGCAGGCAGCCAAGAUAAUGAGAUAAAUAUUUACAGCAGUAGCAUAUCUACAUGAGCAUAAAAUAGUUCAUAGAGAUUUGAAGCCAGAGAAUUUCUUAUUGAAAAAUAAGGAUGAUGAGUCUUCAAUUAAAUUGAUUGAUUUUGGAUUGGCUAGAUUUUUCAGGGAAGAUGAAGUCAUGACCUAGCCUAAUGGCAGUCUCUUCUAUAUAGCUCCAGAGAUCAUUAAAGGCCAAUAUUCAUAUGAAGUUGAUUAUUGGUCCUUGGGAGUGAUUUUAUACGUGAUGAUGUGUGGAUAGCCACCAUUUCCAGGAAGGAAUCCUUAAGAGACUAUAAAGAAUAUAUAGAAAGGAAUAUUCACAUUUUCAAAGGCUGGAUUCAAGGGAGCAAGUGAAGAAGUUAGGGAUUUAAUUUAGAAAUUGUUAGUGAUGGAGCCUAAGAGAAGAUUUACUGCUAAAUAAGCUUAUAAUCAUCCUUGGGUAUAAUAAUAAGUUAGUCAUGAAUUGAUGAAUUUGAGAUUGCAUGAUGAUUACUAUCAAAGGGUCUAGAGAAUAAUGAUAAAUGCAUAAUAAAUGAAGAAAACAAUGUUAUUAUAUUUAGCAACAUUUAUACCUGAAAAUGAAGUAACUUCAUUAAGAUAAUUAUUUGUCUCAUUGGAUAAGGAUGGGAAUGGUAUGAUUUCAUUGGAAGAAAUGAUCGAAGGAUUGACUGGGUUUAAAAAUAUGAAACAUAAAAAUAUGGAUAAGAACUUCGUAACUCAAUUGUUUAAAGCUAUGGAUAUUGAUUAAAGUGGAUAUGUGGAUUACAGUGAAUUUAUAGCUGCAUUUCUGGUGUGUCCAUAGUUUUAAAAUGAAAGAUACAUUGAAGAAUAAUUUAAAAGAAUAGAUUAAGAUAACAGUGGCAGAAUAUCUAAAAAUGAAUUGAUGGAUAUUUUUCAUACUGACACUAUAUCCAUAAAAGACUUAGAUAUUGAAGAAUUGAUUAAACAAGCAGAUAUAAAUAAAGAUGGGGAGAUUGAUUAUUAAGAAUUCAUGAUCCUUUUAAGGGAUAGAUUUGCAGAUUAGAUUAAACAAUGA